AUGGUAAACCCGAACAGCCAGUCAAUUCACGUAUCAUUCCUACCUCACCUGUCCCCUUCUGAUCACUCCUCCUCAAUAAGCGAGUCUCUUGACAUCCACGUUGAAGACUCAGAAGAGGAGCCUUCCCUACAACAAGAGGCGCCCACUGUGACACUCCCAGCCCAGGUCGUUCACCUACAAGCAGAUCCACAAGUGACCACUGCAAUAUUAAAAGACAUACGAACCUCGGAAGAUGUAGAUGGAGAUGUAGAUGAAGAUGAAGAUGAAGAUGAAGAUGAAGAACAUGAAGAUGAAACAGAGGAGAAAGAUGAAGCAGAGGAGGAAAACGAAGAAGAGGAAGAAGCAGAGUGCAAUCAGGGGGCAGGGAAAGCACUCCGGUUGUGGGGGAUGAAAUCUGAGGAGACAGCUCAGGGAAAAAGCCACCAAAUGAACUAG
Procambarus clarkii (red swamp crayfish) is the source of this 435-nucleotide messenger RNA. NCBI's taxonomy places the organism in Eukaryota, Metazoa, Arthropoda, Malacostraca, Decapoda, Cambaridae. The record is from RefSeq and is a predicted model, not a curated record.